AUGAAUUUCUUAUCAAGCAUGGUCAAAGGCAGCGACCAGCCCAAGCCCACUUCCGAUGAGCCCAACAACUCGGCCCACAAGCCCGCCUCCAACUCAGACCUCUUCACCAGCGCCAAGGUUGUCGCGGACGCGGCCCAAGCCCAAUUCCGAAACGAGCCGGAGAAACUCGACAAGAACAAAGUCGCCGGCGCCGCCGCGGACCUCCUCGAGGCCGGCUCCGAGUACGGCAAGCUGGACGGGACCCAGGGCGUCGGGAAGUACGUCGACCAGGCCGAGAACUACCUUCGCCAGUACAGCGCCCCGAAACCCUCCGCCGACGAGCCUCCCGCCGGCGAGAAGAAGCCCGCCGCGGAAGAUCCCGCUCCCGCCGUCACCGCCGAUGAGAAAGAGGCUCCCGCCAUCGCCGCCGAUGAGAAAUCGGCUCCCGCCAUAGCCGCCGAUGAGAAAGAGGUUCCCGCCGCCGCCGAUGAGAAAUCGGCUCCGGCCAUCGGCGCCGGUGAGAAAGAGGCGGAGGAGAGCACUGAGAGCGAGAAGCCGUCCGGCGGCGGCGCUGGGGAGUAUUUGAAGAUGGCAGAGGGUCUCCUGAACAAGCCCUCGGCCGGCGGUGAUGGAGACGAGAAGCCGGAAAGCGGAUAUGGUGAUGUAAUGAAGAUGGCCGGCGGUUUCUUGAACAAAUAA
Messenger RNA from Striga asiatica, 678 nucleotides. Lineage: Eukaryota; Viridiplantae; Streptophyta; Magnoliopsida; Lamiales; Orobanchaceae. The record is from the annotation of a GenBank genome assembly.